Messenger RNA from Hepatospora eriocheir, 882 nucleotides. The record is from the annotation of a GenBank genome assembly. NCBI's taxonomy places the organism in Eukaryota, Fungi, Microsporidia, Hepatosporidae.
AUGAACAGACAGGAUAGACAAAGUAUUUUCAAUGAACACUCAGAGCAGAUGCUUAACUGUGGUGGUAGAGAUAAGAAGGAAGAGACUAAAGUAUAUGAUCUACCAGAUAUUAUAGAAGAAAGUGCCAAAUUAGGUAAUGUAAAUCUUUUACACAAGAAGAGUUUAUCAUCAAAUAUAAUUGACAAUUUAUUAAUUUCUCAUAAACAAAGUAAAUAUGAUGAAUCUUCUAAUAGUGUAAUUGCUAAAGUGGUUGAUGGAGCAAUUGAUAAGAUUAAUGGAAGCAUUACCAGUGAUAAGAAUACAAUAGAUAUUUCUAUCAGUAAAAUUCAUAAGAUCUCCAACCCACUCAUAACUGAUAGAACAUUUUCAUUUCAAGAUUCACUUGAUUUUUUCAAGAAUCUAUCAAAGUCUAAUGAAAGUUCAAACGAUUUAGUUGAUAAUGAGGUGAUUGAUAAGAUUGUAAGUGAAACGAGUAGUAGUAGAGUUCAUAAAAAUUCUCAACAACUCGUUUCCAGUAGAAUAUUCUCAUUUCAAGAUUCACUUGAUUUUUUCAAGAAUCUAUCAAAGUCUAUUAAAGACACAAAUGAUUUAAUUGAUAAUGAGGUGGUUGAUGAGAAAUGUGAUAGUAUAUAUAGUAGUAGAAUAGAUGUGUCUACUACCAGAGUUCAUAAAUCCACCCAACCACUUAUUACUGAUAGAAUGUUCUCAUUCCAAGAUUCUCUCAGUUUCUUUAAGAAUCUUUCAAAAUCUAAUAAAGGUUUAAAUAAUAAAACUGCAAGCAUUUUAUAUCAAGAAGAAUUUAAGUCUCAUGUAAACAAUCAUAAUAGAAUUAAAACCUACCAGAAAGACAAUUCAAAUAUAACAAACUUUAAAGACUUCUAA